AGUUGCAAGAGCUUGUAUUGGCGCUUUCCCGGAUAGCCUGGGCUUGGCUCAUGGCUGAGGAGAUGAAGGGGUAUAUUGUGAGAUAUCCCAAGCUUGCAAGGAACAUCGUAUUCACAUGGGAAGACCAUGACGUUGGGAUAGGUGAACGUGCAGAAAUAGCCGGGGACGACGAGCGUUACGUUGCGUGGGAACAUCUGGUCCGGCAGGUCGCACUGUCGAGGAAUCACAGUGAACGAAUCGCCGAAAACAUGGUUGACGAUCUACGCGUCAAAUUCCGUACUCUAGGGUUGAAUGAUCGGCCCCCUGAAGACACAGUCAGUGCCAAGCAUGCUGAAAUCGCUGCAUUUGAAGCACUCCGCAAAGGUCGCAUCCACGCUGAACGCAUCAUCGGCCUCUCUAACCCUUCCAGCUACGCGUGUGGCCUCGUCUUUGACGCCGUUAACGCACGGCUGAAACACUCUGAACGUUACGCAGUGACCUCUCGAAGCGGGCACGUACAACUCACUGAACCGCCAGAUGUCGAUGCUGGAAGCAUGCAAAGAGCCACGAAUAAAUUGUGCGAGACCCUGAUGAAUCAGAUCGAGAUGAAGCUGGCAGAGGAUGAUGAUGAGGACGACGAUGACGAGGACGAAGAGGGAACGGCAAGUGAAGUAGAGAGAACCAUGCAAAAGAUGGAUGCGUUGCUCAAGAAGAUGAGCGGGGAUAAGAGGAUUAAGAAAUAGACGCAGCACGAUAAGGAUAGACGAUACGGAUAUAGACAUAGAACAAGAUGAAUGACUCUACUCACACCGC
This is a messenger RNA of Saitoella complicata NRRL Y-17804, 792 nucleotides long. RefSeq lists its product as uncharacterized. The record is from RefSeq and is a predicted model, not a curated record. The transcript has a single exon. NCBI's taxonomy places the organism in Eukaryota, Fungi, Ascomycota, Saitoellomycetes, Saitoellales, Saitoellaceae. Bases 51 to 722 code for a protein of 223 amino acids.